Molecule: messenger RNA, 2069 nt
Organism: Elgaria multicarinata webbii
Lineage: Eukaryota; Metazoa; Chordata; Lepidosauria; Squamata; Anguidae
Gene: KXD1
Product: KxDL motif containing 1
Exons: 5
Coding region: 121-642 (173 amino acids)
Biological process (GO): lysosome localization
Cellular component (GO): BORC complex
Source: RefSeq, a predicted model, not a curated record
AGCAGCGCUGGGCGGCCCUGAGCCAGGCGGGCAGGCGCGCCCCCCUCCCUCCCUCCCGAGCCCGACAUGUGAGGCGCUGCCUGGAAAGGCCCGCUCAAGCUGCCGCCAGCCCCGCCUACGAUGGAGCCCACGGCCUCAGGCGUCUUCUGCGGCCGAGUGCUCAGCAUGGUCAACUCGGAGGACGUGAACGCCAUCAUCCUGGCCCAGAAGAACAUGCUGGACCGAUUUGAGAAAACCAACGAGAUGCUCCUGAACUUCAACAACCUGUCCGGCGUCCGCAUGCAGCAAAUGAACGACCGCUUCCUCCACCACACCCGGACGCUGGUGGAGAUGAAGAAAGACCUAGAUAGCAUCUUCCGGAGGAUCAGGACGCUGAAAGGGAAGCUAGCAAAACAGUAUCCAGAGGCAUUUAGCAAUAUUCACGAAUCUCCCAUCCUGGAAGACGAUGACUUUGACCCCAUACCCAAGAGCACGGCCACAACCAUCGCUACCUCGGAGCAGAGCACGGAGUCCUGUGACACCAGCCCGGACAUCAUUUCUCCCGCCACCAGCCACGACUUCGAAGACCUCUCCCAGGGGCCCUGCGACUCGCCGGCGGUGAACGGGCAGAGCGUCACAGACGACGGCAACGAGACGGACUAGUCCGCGCAUUUUAAGCUUCUGCGGGGGGGCGGGCGCAAAGGCCGGGACUUCCUCCUCGCGGCUGGACAUGCCAACUUUGGACACCCUUCUUUUCUUUUUUUUCUAAUCUGUAUUCUCUAUGUUGUCUUGGCUGACGAUUUUCUGUCUGGGGAGAACGGGGCUUUUGCACGAACCACCAUCGUCCUAUUGGUGCUGAUCUGUGAUUUAUGCCAAAUAAGCAUAGCCUUGAGCGGGGAAUUCACUUCCUUUUUUCUUUUCUUUUUCUGGGGGGAGAAGGAUGGCCAGUUGCAUAACUCAGUGCUUGUACCAAGGGCUGCCUCCAAACUUCAAGCUAACACUUCCCCCCCAUACGCUAUUGGAAGGAUCCCGGGAACCCGAGCUAUGUCAUUCAGCAUUCCCCAAUCUGGCAGUCCAGAUGUCUCGGACUGCAACUCCCGUUGUCCAGGAAUGAUGGGAAUUGCGGUUCGAUAUUUCUGGGCAAUGCCAGGUUGGGGAAGGCUGAAGUUGACCCUCUGUAUAAGCGCUGGUCAGUCAGCUAUACAUCUUUGCAGUGACUACAGGCUGGCUCAGCCGUCUUAAGAAGUUGAGGACUAUAUGAGACCAAAGCCGUAAGGGCGUCUGCAGUGAUGGCCAGCUGAAGUUGGCUCAGCUACCUUGAGGGCACGCGUUGUUUUAAUGUUUAGAGGCGGGGGAAGUUUGCCGUAAAAAAACCCGAGCGAAAACGUGUCGCUCCAGCAGGCCAUCUUCCCCAUCUGCUUCUUCGGCAAAGUUUGCCGGAAUCCUCUCUCGCGUCGGUCCUCCUUUGGAGCGAGCCGUGUCCCUGCACAAUCCUCAUUCCCACCCGGGCGAGGUUUCCCAAAAAAACAGGCCCUCCCCCUCAAGCUUUUGGCCAAGAUCUCCUUCCCCAGCUAACUUGACAAAGAGUCAAAACGCUCUAUAUUCGCCGGUUCUUCUAACGCCCUCCCCAAAAAGUGUAUGGUUUCCCCGCGCAAUCUUUUAAUCAUCUUAACGAUGCACCUUAUAACUUACAUGAUGGCCUGUACGCACCUCUGCAGCUUGCCUUGCGCUGUCUCUUAACGUGGAGUCGUCUUGACUGCUGCACCCACCUGUCACUUGUCACGUCGAACAAUCCAGUCGGAUUUUUCUUCCGUUCUGUUUAGAUCCCCUUUUACGGCACCCUCAGUUAUCGUAAUGCCAGUGGGCGUCUGUCUUCUUUAUUUGGUUUCCGAGCCCCGAAAGGGUCAGCCACCCUCUGUAUUAAGGGUUCUCUGGUACAGCUAAAUUUGUUAAACGGCGGUUGGUGCGUUGCCUCCUUCCGCUAAUGUGAUCUCCUGAAAUGCGUUGUAAUUCAAAGAAGAAUAUUUUUGUACUGCUACAAGUUUACAGAGAUUAAUGAGGUAAUAACCAAUAAAGGAGUUAAGUUAAUA